ACAGACAGGGGGAAGACAUCUGAAAACAAAACAGAAAUGGCACCCGUUGACGUCACCGUCAAUAACGAUGAUGGCGACUCGCGUAGAACAUCGCAUUGUGGAGCGCCCUCUGACGGUGACAAUACGCUAGUGCAGCGCCAGAUGCUGGGGGAGAGGACAUGCUUGGGAAGAACAGGCGCCAAACGGGACCCAGUGGAUUCCGGGUUUAUCCUCUCCCUCUGCUUUCUCAUUCUGGGGAUCGUUCUGGUGGCUGUUGCCUGGACAAUCCCGCGGGAGCCGACGGUCGACCCUGACACCCAGCCGGCCAGGGAAAUUGAAAAAAUCGAGACAGAAUACGUCAUCUUACGUCAGCAUCUUGACAACUGUGUCAUGGCCGGGAUUAUUUUCUUGACGAUGGGAGGAAUUUCACUGUCACUGGUGCUCCUCUAUGCAAUCUGCAUGGGAGAACUGAACCAGUUGUACAACGCGACAACAGGAGCAAACGGUUCGGGGACGUCCAGGGAUUAUGGGAGCGUGCAGCGGUUCGAAAUGUCCCGGACUAACCGGGAAACCACGCAAAGUCUCGUGGAUAACGAGAUGUUAGUUGUGAACGAGGAGGCUGGUGUCCAAAUCGGGAUGCCAUCUCCGGUUUACUCUACAACAGAAACACAAAUCCAGUAUCAAGAAAGGAAGGAAUGAGAUUGUACAUUAAACACAUUUGACAUAUCCUUCCUAUACUGCAUUUGCUGCCAGUCUAAGUUCCUAUGCUACUAGAUAAAGCCUUGAUUACAACACAAAACAAACAACAAACAGAAACACGAUAAAACAUAUACAUACUACAUGUAUUAGGAAGCAAUUUGUCGACUGUAAUAAGUAGUGUUGUUAAUUUUUCAUUGCGCUAUCAUAUCGCAAAGCCGCACUUGGCUUGUUCACUUGGAAAAUUAAGUUUAUUGUUAUAUACGAGUUCAGUUCUGAUAUGAUAUGAUAAUGCUGAUGCAACAGAAACUUGAUUACUAUCAGACUGCGUUAUAUUGUAAUAUUUCUAACUCUCAAGUCAUGUGGAAACUAAGACAAAUCACGCCAGUAUACGUAGAUUAAUAUCAAUGUUCCAGAUUUCUUUACACAAAAUCUAAAGGUGAGAGGGACUGAACGUAUGGAAUUAUAUUUGUACCGAUUACAAGAAUGAUCAAUGCGGCAAUGCCCACAUGGUAACAAUAGUAUUUUAGAAAAAUGCGUCUGUCUGAUAUUAUUCUUGCCUUUCUUGUUUCUUUUCUUGAUCAUUUCAAGAUUAUACUAUAACAUCACCUUGAAAGCAAUCACAGUAGUGUGGUAAUAUCAUUUUGAGUAUGACCGAUUUCGCGUAAUAUCCGUGGUUACGGGUAUCGCCUGUGCCAUUAUGCACGAUGUUGGGAGCAGGAAGAAUUGGUUCCACUUUGUACCUGACAACGCGUUCUAUCAUCAUGUAAUAAUACCUUCUGCUCGCGAUGCGCGGGAUGAUAUGGGGCAUUACUCUAGUGGUUUAUGACAAGAGACGAUGAAUACUGGGCCACAGUUAUAUUUGAGAGGAUAUGAUGUGCUGCUGAACGUUAGUUACGUGAGCAGGUGGUCAUGUUAGGGACUAAGCGGUCCGGAAAGCCGGAAAA
Messenger RNA from Branchiostoma floridae (Florida lancelet), 1622 nucleotides. Its product is annotated as transmembrane protein 74B-like. The transcript has a single exon. The record is from RefSeq and is a predicted model, not a curated record. Lineage: Eukaryota; Metazoa; Chordata; Leptocardii; Amphioxiformes; Branchiostomatidae. The coding region runs from base 37 to 678 and encodes 213 amino acids.